Molecule: messenger RNA, 2511 nt
Organism: Metschnikowia bicuspidata var. bicuspidata NRRL YB-4993
Lineage: Eukaryota; Fungi; Ascomycota; Pichiomycetes; Serinales; Metschnikowiaceae
Gene: APE2
Product: metallo-aminopeptidase
Exons: 1
Coding region: 1-2511 (836 amino acids)
Biological process (GO): peptide catabolic process; proteolysis
Cellular component (GO): cytoplasm
Molecular function (GO): peptide binding; metalloaminopeptidase activity; zinc ion binding
Source: RefSeq, a predicted model, not a curated record
AUGUGCACUUCCACCACCCUCCAGCGGGAGGUGCUCCCCACCAACGUGACGCCGCUCCGCUACAACCUCACGCUCGAGCCGGACUUCUCGCAGUUCACGUUUGCCGGCGACUUGCUGAUCCACUUGCGCGUCAACGAGCCCACGCUCGAAAUCACCUUGAACUCGUUGGAAAUCGACAUCCACGCCGCGCACUUCAACGGCAGCGCCGUCGCCAGCAUCGCCUACGACGAGGACAAGCAGACCGCCACGUUUGCGUUGGGCGCCGAGGCGGUGCCCGGCCAGGACGCCGUGUUGUCCAUGUCCUUCACCGGCAUUUUGAACGACAAGAUGGCCGGCUUCUACCGCUCCACGUACACCGACGAGAACGGCCAGACCGCGUACUUGGCCACCACGCAGAUGGAGCCCACGGACUGCCGCCGCGCGUUCCCCUCGUUCGACGAGCCCGCGCUCAAGGCCAAGUUCGACAUCUCCUUGAUCUCCGACAGCGCCUUGGUGCACUUGUCCAACAUGGACGUCAAGGCCACGCACGAGCUCGCCGGCAACAAGAAGAAGACCGAGUUCCACUCCACGCCCUUGAUGUCCACCUACUUGGUGGCGUUCAUUGUCGGCGACUUGCGCUGCGUCGAGAACAACUCCUACAACGUGCCCAUCAAGGUGUGGGCCACGCCUGGCUCCGAGCACUUGGGCCAGUACUCCGCGGACAUCGCCGCCAAGACGCUCGCGUUCUUUGACGGCAAGUUCGACAUCCCCUACCCGUUGCCCAAGCUCGACAUGGUGGCCAUCCACGACUUCUCCGCAGGCGCCAUGGAGAACUUCGGCUUGAUCACAUACAGAACCGUGGACUUGCUCUUGGACCCGGAGAACACCAACGUCGACACCAAGCAGCGUGUCACCGAGGUCGUCAUGCACGAGUUGGCCCACCAGUGGUUCGGCAACUUGGUCACCAUGGACUUCUGGGAUGGCCUCUGGUUGAACGAGGGCUUUGCCACCUGGAUGUCCUGGUACGCGUGCGACGCCUUGUACCCAGACUGGAAGGUCUGGGAGUCUUAUGUGUCGGACUCCUUGCAGCACGCCUUGACUUUGGACGCCUUGAGAUCGUCCCACCCCAUCGAGGUGCCCGUCAAGAGAGCAGACGAAAUCAACCAGAUCUUCGACGCCAUCUCCUACUCCAAGGGCUCUUCUUUGUUGAAGAUGAUCUCCAGAUGGUUGGGCGAGGACGUGUUCAUCAAGGGUGUCUCCAACUACUUGAAGAAACACAAGUGGGGCAAUACCCAGACCUCCGACCUUUGGGAGGCCUUGAGUGACGUCAGUGGUAAGGAUGUUGUCAAGGUCAUGGACAUCUGGACCAAGAAGAUCGGGUUCCCCGUGGUGACCGUCGAGGAGUCGGGCUCCGAGUUGACACUCACCCAAAACAGAUUCCUUGCCACUGCCGACGUCAAGCCGGAGGAGGACGAGACGUUGUACCCAGUCUUUUUGGGCUUGAAGACCUCUGCCGGUGUCGACGAGUCUGCUGUCUUGAACGGCAGAUCCACCAAGCUUCAGCUCGAUGUUUCCGACGACUUCUUCAAGAUCAACGCCGACCAGGCUGGUGUCUACCGUACUGCUUACUCGCCAGCCCGCUGGUCCAAGUUGGGUGAGGCUGGUGUUGCUGGCAAGCUCUCUGUGGAAGACCGUGUGGGCUUGGUGUCCGAUGCUGCGUCCUUGGCGUCCUCUGGCUCCAUCAAGACCACCGACUUGCUCAAUUUGGUCAAGGCCUGGUCCAACGAAGACAACUACGUUGUCUGGGAGGCCGCCUUGGCGAGCAUCGGUAAGAUCAAGGCCUCUUUGAUCUUUGAGGAUGCUGCCAUCAACUCUGCUUUGAACCAAUUCACUCUCGACUUGAUCUCGAACAAACUCCUGGCCAUUGGAUGGGAGUUUUCCGACUCUGACUCAUUUGCGGAUGAGCAAUUGAAGUCCUUGUUGUUUUCUUCUGCCGUUGCCGCGGGCCACAAGGAGGCUGUGGAGUACGUCGACAAGGUCUUUGCUGCUUUCGUUGCAGGCGACAAUAAGGCCAUCCACCCCAACUCCAGGGCCGCGGUGUUCAACAGCGUUGCCAAGCGUGGAGACGCUAAGGUAUUCGACCAACUCUUUGCCAUCUACCUGAAGCCAGGCUCUGUCGAGGAGAAGAUUGCCGCUUUGAGAGCCUUUGGUAGAUUCGAGGACGAGCAGGUCCUCGACAAAGUUGCGUCCCUCUUGUUGCAGAGCAACGUUGUCAAGGCCCAGGACAUCUACAUCCCCAUGCAAGGCAUGAGGGCGCACCCAGUGGGAAUUGAGAAGUUGUGGGGCUGGUUCACCUCCAACUGGGAGGACAUCUACAAGUUGUUGCCGCCAGGAUUGUCGAUGUUGGGCUCCGUUGUGACCGUGGCCUCCUCCGGGUUCACGCAAGACUCGCAGAAGGAGAACGUCGUCAAGUUCUUCGAAGGAAAGAACACCAAGGGGUUCACCAAAGCUUGGCUCAGUCCUUGGACAUGA